UUAUCGUCUCCUCAAAGGCCAAAGCUAAGCACAUAAACCCUAAUCCCAACCCCUCUCCAUGAACGCAGCUAUCCACCGACUUGUUUGAUUAUCGCCUUUGCCUUUUACUGCAGCUCGGAUUCAAUCAUUCGAAAGGUUGCAUUUUGAAGGUCUGCCCUGUUUGUUAUUGUCUGUCAGCCAUUGAUUGCAACAAUGGGCAGUUCAUUUAAUCCCCAAAUCUUGGUAGAAAAGCUAGCCAAGCUCAAUAAUUCCCAAGCAAGCAUAGAGACUUUAUCACAUUGGUGCAUUUUCCAUAUGAAUAAGGCAAAACAGGUUGUUGAAACUUGGGACAGACAGUUUCGUUGCUCUCCACGAGAGCAGAGAUUGGCCUUCCUGUAUCUUGCCAAUGACAUUUUGCAGAAUAGCAGGCGCAAGGGUUCGGAAUUUGUCGGUGAGUUUUGGAAGGUCCUUCCUGAUGCUCUUCGUGAUGUGAUUGAAAGUGGGGAUGAGUUUGGAAGGAAUGCUGCAUUGCGUCUGAUCAGUAUAUGGGAAGAGAGGAAAGUAUUUGGUUCUCGAGGACAAAUUCUUAAGGAAGAGCUUUUUGGCGGACCAUCAGAAAGUAAUAAUAGAAAUGAGAGGCACAUAAGCCUCAAGCUGCAGAAACAGCCUGUUGUAAAUGCAGUGGACAAAAUAGUUUCAGGCUAUAAUGCUCUUUACGGUAGUCAGAUGGAUGAAGAUGUUAUAUUCAGCAAAUGUAGGAAUGCGAUUAAUUGUAUCGAGAAAGUAGAUAAGGAAAUUAGUACCGAUGUCGAUUCAGGGAAGUUCCGUGGAUCGGCACGUGUGGAGGAGGUGCAAAGUCAGUAUGCUGUAUUGGGAGACUGUAUCGAGCAACUAACGGCUGUUGCAUCAUCAAGAGUUAGCCUUGUCUCGCAUUUGAGAGAGGCUCUUCGGGAGCAGGAAUUCAAGCUGGAGCAAGUUCGUUCUCAGCUUCAGGCUGCACAGUUCCGAUCGGAACAAGCGGGUAAUAUCUGCAGACAGUUAUUAAAUUGUGACAAUCCCGAGUUAGUAUGCGAGCAAAGUUCAAAGGAAUCUCACACGUCCAUUGCACCUCAAAGUUUUAUUCCGGCAUCUACGGAACAAUCAGCUCCUGUUAUGUAUGCCUGGCAAGUAUCUUUUCCCGAUAAUUCUGGCCACAUCGAGGAAGAUCCUAGGAAAUCUGCAGCAGCUGCAGUGGCAGCAAAGCUAACUGCUUCAACAUCCUCGGCCGAGAUGCUUUCUUAUGUCCUCUCUUCCCUCGCUUCUGAGGGUGUCAUUAGAAAUCCCAUGAAAGAAUCUUCUGGUGAUUGCCCUUCCGAGAAGAGGCCUAAGCUCGUGGACGAUGAGCCAUACAUGCCAUCUCAGAAUGCUGUCGUCACCACCCAGCAGUUAACUCCAAACGAAGUGCCGCCAACACCUCCUCCAUCAUCAUCUCCCCCACCUUUGCCACUGCUGCCGGCGAUGGCACCAUAUGCUGUGUCCCAGUACAUGCCACCUGCAGGAUCGGUAAACGGUGCAGCAUAUAACUAUGGGAUGGCCCCAUCACACCAGCCUUCCUUGCCCGGUUAUUCAACGGCUGGGGGCGUGAUGACCGGCAUCUCCCCAUUUCCGACGUCAUUAACUAACAAUUCUUUCCAGAGUUUCCAAGGCUCUGAAGGUUUUUACAACCAACCGUCAUCUGUGCCGACGGCGUCGGAUUCUCUGCAAUAGAACUUCAACGAAACAUUGUUGUUUAGAAACCCUGUUUGGGUGCCACGGCCACGUACUAUAACAUCAUGUGCACAUUGUAAAUGUAUUAUUAUUUGGAAAACUCUCAAACU
This is a messenger RNA of Hibiscus syriacus, 1835 nucleotides long. Its product is annotated as regulation of nuclear pre-mRNA domain-containing protein 1B-like. Gene Ontology annotation, biological process: mRNA 3'-end processing. Gene Ontology annotation, molecular function: RNA polymerase II complex binding. Gene Ontology annotation, cellular component: RNA polymerase II, holoenzyme. The transcript has 8 exons. Lineage: Eukaryota; Viridiplantae; Streptophyta; Magnoliopsida; Malvales; Malvaceae. The record is from RefSeq and is a predicted model, not a curated record. Bases 193 to 1725 code for a protein of 510 amino acids.